AUGCCAGCAGCUGGUGCAGCCGCGCCGGCUGUCGAUGAGGGAGCCGGUCAGCCGCAGGAGGACCCGGAAUUACCGGAACAACGUCCUCGCGAGGGUGGACGAUCCAGCUUCAUGAGACCUCUGGUGGUGUUAGCCCUACCCGGAAUGUAUCUCUUCUACAAGUACAAUCAGUAUAGACAGGAGCAACGCGAAUUGUCCCGUAGAAGAGUAACCGAAAGGGAACUUCAACAUCUUCACCAUAAAAUCGACAAAUUGCUCACAAAACUAGAAGAAAACGAACCAGAGUUGGCAUCUUCACAGGAAGAUGAGUGCGUCAUAUGUGUGAAUGCGAGGGCGACGAUGCAGACUGCGCCAUGUGGGCAUCGAGUGGUUUGCAGACGCUGCUUUGUCAAGACGAUACAAAUGGCGGUGUCUCAGAGGCUUUUGCCACUGAGAUGCGUUAUAUGCAGAGCGAAAAUCCUACGAUUGAAGCAGACUUACAUUCCUCCGCGUGAUUAUUUGCCGGGUAAAUCUUGGAUAUUCCCUCAAAGCUCGUCAGAAUAUAACAUGGGCACAGGAGCCGGUAUGUCUAGAUCUGCUAGCAGGUGGGGAACCGCAACUACUAGAAGUGUACCAGCCUCUGCCUCUUUAUACUCGAUGGCCAGCGGUUCGUCAUCAGUUUCUGGAGUGUCUUCCGUUUCUUCGGCAACUUCCUCGACCGCGCGUAGCAUCUCUCUCAGCAAACCGACUAGGGCAACGAGGAUACGACAACCCACAGGCGCCACUCUCAGACGUUCCCAGACGCAAUCAAUGAAAAUGCGAAUUCAAUCAUACCAAGAUCCUAUUCAACAAAUCCCCGAAGAGGAGGAAAAUUUGCGGGAAAAUCGGGAACGCCGAUUGCCCCCCAUCCGUGAAUUCCAGAGGGAUUAUCGUGCUGGUAAAGCCUCCACUAGAAUCAGAUGUGCUCACAAGAUUGUGACACAGAUGGAUAUACCGCCGAGCUCAAGAAGCAUAUCCGCUAUUACAUCGUCGGCAUCAUCGGCAUCGUCGUGCAACCGCGCCAUGUCUAAACGACCAAUGACAAUGCCGAAGGUGUCGGUGGUCCAAGAGGUGCAGAAGUCAAAGAAAGAAAAGGAACAGGAGAAGGAACGCGAAAAAGCAGAGAAGGCCCGACAGAAGGAAGAAGAGAAGGCCGAAAAAACUAGACAGAAGGAAGCCAAGAAGCUGGCGAAGGAAGAGAAGAAGAGAGCGAAGAAAGAAACAAAAGCACGGCGGAAGGAAGCCGAGGAAGUUCCUCUUUUGACGGACUAA
Atta colombica is the source of this 1290-nucleotide messenger RNA. Its product is annotated as protein split ends. The transcript is spliced from 8 exons. Lineage: Eukaryota; Metazoa; Arthropoda; Insecta; Hymenoptera; Formicidae. The record is from RefSeq and is a predicted model, not a curated record. Bases 1 to 1290 code for a protein of 429 amino acids.